AUGUCCAGUCCCGAUGCCAACGAGGUGUUGUUCGCAUACAUCGCAGUAGCCUCUCAUGUGGUGAGCUUAGUGCUAAUCCGAGAAGACAACGGCACGCAGCGACCCAUGUAUUACGUGAGCAAAUCGCUGCAGGAGGCAGAGACCCGGUAUCUCCCCCUUGAAAAAGUUAUCUUGGCCGUCGUACAAGCCACGCGGAAGCUCCCCCACUAUUUUCAGGCACAUACAGUAGUUGUGCUAACUCAACUUCCGCUGAAAUCCGUCCUCCGCAGCGCCGACUACACAGGUAGAAUUGCUAAGUGGGGAACAAUCCUGGGUGCCUUCGACAUUAGAUACAUGCCUCGCACCGCCAUAAAAGGUCGGGUCCUCGCUGAUCUAGUAGCUGAAUUUGCGGAGCCCACCCUAGAAGGAAUGGAGAUGUCAGGAUCACCAAGCACUGAUGAGAAACUAAUCAGCACAGUCUCUCAGCAUGAACAUAAUUGGUGGAAAGCACACAUCGACGGUGCAGCGAACCAAAGGGGCUCAAGGGUGGGGCUCGUUCUAAUCUCUCCUGAAGGGAUAACCAUAGAAAAGUCGUUAAGGCUCGGAUUCUCUGCCACAAAUAACGAAGCCGAGUAUGAGGCGCUGUUGGAGGGGAUGUCAAUGACACGGAAAUUGGGUGGAAAGUGCGUAAGUAUAUUUUCGGAUUCGAGACUCAUCGUGGGACAAGUGAACGGGGAAUUGGAGGCGAAAGAUGAAAGAAUGCAAGAGUACCUCGCCCGGGCUAAACACCUGCAGACCCAUUUCUACCACUUCCGCUUAACGCAUAUACCUAGGAGUGGGAACACCCAUGCUGAUUCCCUCGCAACGCUGGCCACCUCCUCGGCUCAGCCCCUUCCGCGGGUUAUUUUAGUUGAAGAUCUCUGCCACCCAACAACAGAGAAGGCCAACGGAAUUCGAGUACACAACGUCAGGGUAGGACCUAGCUGGAUGGACCCUCUGGUGCUGUUCUUAAAGCACGACACCUUACCGGACGAUAAGGUUGAGGCUGACAAAAUCAGGAGGAAAGCUUCUCGAUUCUGGCUGUCCGAGGACUCCAAACUUUACAGACGCUCGUUCUCGGGGCCAUACUUGCUGUGUGUGCACCUAGGGGCUACAGAACUCAUCCUGAAGGAGUUACAUGAAGGGAUUUAUGGAAACCAUACGGGGGGCAGGUCUCUCUUCCACAGGGCCAUGACGCUGGGUUACUGGUGGUCGAGCAUGCAUAAAGAAGCUCUGGAAUAUGUGAAGAAGUGCGACCAAUGCCAAAGGUUCGCCCCGAACAUACAUCAGCCGGGCGUAGAACUUAACCCGUUGUCCAGCCCUUGGCCAUUCGCACAAUGGGGCCUAGACAUACUAGGGUCGUUCCCCAAAGCGGCUGGGAACAAGAAAUUUCUUCUCGUCGGCACCGAUUACUUCACAAAGUGGGUCGAAACUAAGGCGCUGGCAAACAUCAGAGACGUCGAUGUCAAGAAAUUUGUUUGGAAAAAUAUUAUCACUAGGUUCGGGACCCCGCACACCCUGAUCUCGGACAAUGGCCUCCAGUUUGACAGCAAAGCCUUUAGGGAAUACUGCAAUGAGCUGGGAAUUAUCAAUCGAUACUCCACACCGGCCUACCCACAAGGUAAUGGAUAG
Molecule: messenger RNA, 1650 nt
Organism: Quercus robur (English oak)
Lineage: Eukaryota; Viridiplantae; Streptophyta; Magnoliopsida; Fagales; Fagaceae
Exons: 1
Coding region: 1-1650 (549 amino acids)
Biological process (GO): DNA integration
Molecular function (GO): RNA-DNA hybrid ribonuclease activity; nucleic acid binding
Source: RefSeq, a predicted model, not a curated record